This is a messenger RNA of Postia placenta MAD-698-R-SB12, 471 nucleotides long. RefSeq lists its product as hypothetical. The transcript is spliced from 9 exons. Bases 1 to 471 code for a protein of 156 amino acids. The record is from RefSeq and is a predicted model, not a curated record. NCBI's taxonomy places the organism in Eukaryota, Fungi, Basidiomycota, Agaricomycetes, Polyporales, Adustoporiaceae.
AUGGCGACGUCGGUUGAGCAUCUUGUAGGCGGUUUUUUCGUCUUGGUCUUGCUAGCCAUCAUGCUGUACGGCAUUCUGACUACGCAAGCGAUCCUGGAAACGAUUCAUACGGGCUUCUGCUUUGCUGCGCUCUAUGACUAUGUCAUAAUCGACUUCAAUGAUGUACUCAAAGUUGAUGAUAUCGUGUGCGGUGCAUAUUACUCGUUGGCCUUUCUCCUCUUCUUCAAGGCGGGUAUAAAUUGCGAACAUGGGCCGAAUUCCGGGGGAAGAUUAUGCCGCUCGUUGGUACUCGUGCGCCUCUCCCGGACACAAUACAUGCUAAUGAUCAUCGUCAUCCUUCAUAGGACAGACCAUAUAAUCAAGCUCGUUCAAUUGUACGCGAUCAACACCGGAGCUUUAACGAUUCUGGUGUUUGCCGGCCUUGUGGAAGUCCAGAGUAAAUUGUAUACAAUUGCAUUCCUCGCAACGUAG